Poecilia reticulata (guppy) is the source of this 1035-nucleotide messenger RNA. Its product is annotated as claudin-4-like. Gene Ontology annotation, cellular component: membrane; bicellular tight junction. The record is from RefSeq and is a predicted model, not a curated record. Gene Ontology annotation, molecular function: structural molecule activity. NCBI's taxonomy places the organism in Eukaryota, Metazoa, Chordata, Actinopteri, Cyprinodontiformes, Poeciliidae.
AGUUUCCACUUUACUUAAAGACGCAACAGACAGAAGAACCUGCAGAACGUGAGAAGGAAUGGCACUAAAAACAGUUCAGAUGAUAUUUGUGGUUCUCGGCGCCGUCGGGAUGAUUGGAGUCACCAUCUGCUGCUCCCUGCCUGAGUGGUUUGUGGGACAUGUUAGCGAUAUGGAAUUUCAUCGAGGUCUGUGGAAGACGUGUGUGACGUACAGAACUUCACCACAUGUGUGCGGAACGAUUCCUAACACCAUGAUAUCUUCUGAAAUUCAUGCCUGGAGGGCCAUGACCGUCAUCAGCUGCCUCCUCUGUGGUCUCAGCCUCCUCCUCCUGAUCUUUGGUUCCGACUUCACCCAAUGUGUUCAGAACCAAGACACCAAACCCAAAAUGAUCAAGGCAGCCGCAGUGGGCCUGAUACUGGCCGGCCUGUUGGUGAUCAUCCCGGUCAGCUGGGUGACACAUAUUUUUAGAAAUGCACGAGAGGGAAUGAUGGUGGGAGCGAGCAUCUAUAUCGGCUUCAUAGCUGGUGUGAUGAUGAUGCUGACUGGAGUUCUGCUCUGCUGCUUAAUCAGAUCCGGAUCUAGCAGCUCUGGAGGAACUGUCAGCUUCUCCAGCAACAGAGUUUAAGAUAAAAAAAUUAAUUUAGAGGCUUGAUGUAAGGAACUGGUGUCCAAUAGAUAGUAAGACAAGGGAUAAAUUUAGGUAAAAACUGGGACGACGACGUCAAAUCAUAAUUUAUAUACUUUUAACAUUUGGUGUUGGCCUUUUAAAAUAAUUUUCCUGAAUUCAGGAAAAUUAGAUUUCACUGAUAUUUUUGAUGCAUUUUUUUGUUUGCUUAUUAAAACUGUUUUAUGUUUGUUAUUUUUUCAUUCUUUCUUGAUUCCAGUUUAAAAACCAGUCAACAUAAUUAGCAACUAAAUUUGCUUCAGUUUCAUGAUGUUUCUCAGUUUUCUGCUUUACUUUCUAUUGAUAAAACAUUUAUUGUAACUUUUUCUGUUUUUGUACAAUAAUCACAACAAAUUAUUAUCUUUGAUCAG